UCUAGCAUUCGAUUUUUCGUUCACGUGAUGUGUCAAUGUGCCUGUCACUAAAUUAAUUGAUGAAUUAAUUAAUUUUAUUAGUUUUAAGAGAUUGGGUGAAAUCGAAAUUUCCGUGAUUUCAUUACUGCAGUGGAAAAAAAAGUCUUCAAAGCAUUUGUUCAAAAAUGUGAGGGAUCGGAGUGUUUGCGGACCGACCCCCUGGAAUGUAUUCUUCGCGAGUGUUUGUAAUAGAAACUAACUUGUUGAAAAGUAAUCGCCAAACUUUCUAGAAAUAGUGCAACGAUUAAACGAGACCUUGAAAGUAUCUGUCUUCAUAUAUAACAAUGUGUAUCCAACUGUAAGUGAUUCUCGGUGGAAUUACAUCAGAGUCCUUGAGAAGAACAGAAGAAGAUGAUUUUCCCCGCUGGCGCGAGGCCAAAAAAACCCGGGGAUUUGAAACAAUGAGGUCAUGUACACCCCCCCGAGUGGCGAAGACAAAGCGAUGAUUUUUUUGUUUGGUGGGGAGUUGAGAAAAAAAUGAUGGUGAAUCGAGAAGAUCGAGAUUUUUUUCGUUCAAACAGUUCUAAAUUUAAUAGUCCAAUUGAAAUACUUGGAAAUUCUGGGAGUCAUAUCGCUACCGGUUUAUUUCCAGUCGCCUCUCGGGUCUCAAGGACCUAGUGCCCGACUCCAGAGGUUUCAAGUGGCUGUCGUUAUCUGAUAUUGAUGUAAUGGUGAAAAUCGGUAAAAAUGCAAUCGUCCAGAUGGCUGACGGGGAUGGCGUUGGUGCUUGCGAUUUUAUUGCGUGUAAAUAUAAUUACUGGGAAAACAUCGAGGACUGUGAAGGCGGUGAAGCUUACUGGGGGUUAUAUGGAAAUUGUCGAGGAGGAGGUGUGCUCAGACGCACUUCUGCGCCUUACCUGUCGCUCCCUUCGUGCCUUUAUCUUUGUUCUCCAGGCAGAGUACCAUCGAAAGACUAGCAAUGCUUGCGAACACUCGGUGAAGGCCUGGAAACGUGCCGCCGAGUGGUACGAUUACAGUUCAAGGAUACGAAAAACUGUUACUAUUGAACUCAGAGGGAACUACAUCAAAGAUGAGGACGACGAGAGUGGCCCCGUUGUGGAUCUCCGGAAGUCUUUCAAUAGGAAGUGUUCCGGGCACCACCACUGCCGAUUCACUGUGGCUGAGGACCAUCCAGGAGGGGUUGCCUGGCCAACUGCUGAUCUGCAGCUUAAAUAUGCCUGCAUUCCCGAAGAUGCAGUUCGCCGAUACUGCAACACAGAAGUGAGGAUAAAUCACGACGAAGCUGGGUACAUAAAAUCCCCGGGUUAUCCUCUGUACUAUCCCGGUGAAUAUUCCUGCGGUUGGGCCUUCAAAACUGUCCCAGGCAAAAAAGUUCUGCUCCACUUCCACGAUUUUAACAUUCGCAGCCCUGAGUCUGAUGGCAACUGUGCAGAUAUCAUACGAAUUCAGGACAGUGGAAAUACGAUAUUCGAGUCCUGCGGCACCCGAAUAGGCACUCGAAUUGUAUCGAAUUCCAAUCAGGUGACUUUGGAACUCAUAUCGUCAUCCAGGGUCUACCCUGCGCGGGGCUUCCUAUUGCAGUACGAAGCUGUUGGGUGCCCCGGGGCUCUGGCGCCAAAUGGGAGUUUUAUUGCGAAUGAUACUGUGGAGACGAGGACCUUCCAAUGCCAUACGGGGAAUAUUUUUCCGGACACCAGGGUGCCCACCAAGACAGUCAAAUGCGAUCGAGGCCGAUGGAACGAGAGCAUCGAGCAUUUGCCGAAUUGUGUUGCUACUUCUGCAGCGAUCCUCAAGACAGAAACAGAAAAUAAUCGGCUGUCGAGUCUCUCGGGGGAUAACACAAUUGCUACAGGGGUGAGACUAGGACGUGGGGAGAGCGCAGACUCGACAUUAAAUAUGGACCCAGCAGCACCUGCCAUGAUCAAACAGUCCGACUACGUAAUAGAUGUAUUAUUACCUACGAUCCUCAUGGCGUUACUCUUCGUGGGCAACGCGGUCAUCGUUUAUCUCAUAUUCCAGUAUAGAAAAAGAAAAGUACCAGUGGCGGGGGAACGAGAGGAAAUGAGAGAGCUGUCUGAUGUCCCACAAGUUUGAUCGCCGUUUCAAGCAAAAAAUACAAAUAUAUUUUAGUUCUAAGUCGAAUGAAAAAGAUAUAAAUUUGAUGGCCUACUGCGAAGGUUCAUUGCAAUGAGAUGAAUGAACGAUUAAAGUGACUCGAAUGAUGUAAAUUCAAUAUCGAUUGAAAGUUUUGCGUUUGUAAAAUAUAAACCGAGGAAGACAGCUAUAAAACUCAGUCACAUGAGUUACGCUACUCUUUGAAAAACAAAUAUCGAAUGAGAAUGCAAAAAGGAUUCGUCCUGCGAUAAGUCAAUACACAAGUCAUUGCAUUCACAAGAAUUUUCGCGCAUUUAUUAACAUAAUGAUACAAGAAAAACAACUAUUUUUACUUUCCCAAUCGUGGGAGGAAUACAUGAUUCGUUAUUUUAUCAUCGAAUGAAUAUUCAAUUGCCAUGUAUAAAUAUUUUGUAUGUACAUUACAAAAAAUAUAACGUGUAUUAUAUGAUGGACUAUUAAAAAAAAACACAUUUUUUAUCUGUAAAAACAA
This is a messenger RNA of Diachasmimorpha longicaudata, 2605 nucleotides long. RefSeq lists its product as uncharacterized. The transcript is spliced from 8 exons. The record is from RefSeq and is a predicted model, not a curated record. NCBI's taxonomy places the organism in Eukaryota, Metazoa, Arthropoda, Insecta, Hymenoptera, Braconidae. Bases 727 to 2094 code for a protein of 455 amino acids.